This is a messenger RNA of Rosa rugosa (rugosa rose), 1590 nucleotides long. RefSeq names its product F-box/kelch-repeat protein At3g06240-like. The coding region runs from base 165 to 1316 and encodes 383 amino acids. The record is from RefSeq and is a predicted model, not a curated record. Lineage: Eukaryota; Viridiplantae; Streptophyta; Magnoliopsida; Rosales; Rosaceae. The transcript is spliced from 2 exons. Gene Ontology annotation, molecular function: protein binding.
UUUGGGUGUUUGGUUUUGUUAUUUUAAAGUCUAAAAACAGUGUUGUCUGGUGUUUCUUCCCCAUUCCCAAAGAUGCUUAGACGAAGACUUCUAGCGAUUCUUAUCAUCGACUCAUCGAGAUUUAUAUGUUAAUGCUUAGAAGUCAGCUUGUGCAAGUGUAGAAAAUGAAGAGGAUUCUGAAGUCAUCUGUGUCAAGUGCCUCAGCUGGUGUCUCUUUCAAAGCAGCAGCCAUGGUGGCAGCUGCAAUAUUACCCGAAGAGAUGAUAGUGCAAAUCGUGACCAGGCUACCGGUCAAAUCUGUGGGGCGAUGCAGAUGCGUCUGUAAACGGUGGCGCACUCUAUUCUCUGAUCCCCAAUUCGCGAAAUUGCACUUCCAAUGUGCCCCUAAGCAUCAAACCCUACUACUCUCCCGCAACUUUAAACUUGAAAUCCUAAAUUUGAGUUAUAGGCUGUCGUUUGGGAAGGAGUCUCUAGUUCUCCAAAAUCUGAAUGCUCCUUUCGAUCACACGUGGGCUGUCUUUAUAGGCUCCUGCAAUGGGCUGGUAGCAUCAUAUCUCUCCCGUUCCUUCCUGCAACAGGAAAGCCUGUUUAUAUGGAACCCGUCCACCAGAUUCUUUAAGAAAUUACCCAGCCGAGGUAAUACUUCUCAGAUAUCCAUUUUUGGGUUUGGCUAUGUGUCUGCCACCGACGAAUACAAAGCUGUGAUAAAUGCGGAGAUCUUCUCAUCCAAGACUGAAUCAUGGAAACGGAUUGAAAUCCCUCGCUUCCGCAUCGCGUCAUCAUGUGGUGUGCUUUUUGGUGAGGCACUCCAUUGGCUAUUCUAUCCCGAUGUUGAAAGGCAACAGGUUCCAAAUCUGUAUGCUUUCGAUUUGGAGGAGGAGGAGUUUUCAGUAAUGAAGCUGCCUAGUGCUUUUCAAACACUAGGGCUUAAAAACUGUUUUAUAUGCCAGGUUGGUGUUUCUUGUGAAGGGUGCUUGUAUGUAAUGGUCAAUAAUCCGCGGUGGCAUUGUGGUAAGUUGGCCUAUUAUGAAAUUGACUUUUGGGUCAUGAGAGAGUAUGGCAACAGUGAUUCCUGGACUAGAUCGUUCGGCGUAAGGAUUCCCGGUCAGCCUGAGCGGAGGGACUGGUAUCUUCAUCUUCAAGCAAUUUUGGUUAGGGAAGCUAGUGCAUUUGUGAGGAAUAGAUGUCCAAGGGAAGAAGAGAAGCUCGACAUGUCUAUAAUUCAUUAUCGUAAUGAAGAAGAGAACUCCGACAUGUAUAUGCUUGACAAUGAUGCACAAGACAUGGUUGUAUAUGAAGAGAGUCUGUUGUCUUAAAUAGUAUCAUGCCGUGGAGGACUCUAAUCCAUCACAAGGCCUGACAUUUGGGAUGAAUGGUUGUUCUUUGCAUUCCUAGUCCCGGUUAGUUUAAUACUCCCCAUUGCUCAUUGUAGUCUAUGUUUUAUUUCCAAUUCCAAUCCGCGUGAGGCUAGGAGUACUAUCACAGUAUCGAUUGGUGUUUUAAUUUAUGCUUUAAUUUUUUGGAGUCAAGUGUGUUUUGUGAAUGUGAAGUUUGAAACAGAAGAAUACAAAGUUGGUAGUCUUUACAACU